Zasmidium cellare ATCC 36951 is the source of this 1194-nucleotide messenger RNA. RefSeq lists its product as uncharacterized. The record is from RefSeq and is a predicted model, not a curated record. NCBI's taxonomy places the organism in Eukaryota, Fungi, Ascomycota, Dothideomycetes, Mycosphaerellales, Mycosphaerellaceae. The coding region runs from base 1 to 1194 and encodes 397 amino acids. The transcript has 2 exons.
AUGUCUGAAUUUGGUCGACUUGUCGAGGAGUACACCAACAAAGGGGAGGCGAGUGUGCAUGGCUUGAUGGCGAAGUGUGUCGAUAAGAACGGAGAGAUCUACAGCAAAAUCGCAGGCUACGACUCCAUCUCUCCCGACGCCUCGCCUCUCCGUGAAGAUGCCGUCCUCAAGGUUGCCAGUGCCUCCAAAUUCAUCACAAGCGUAGCCUUACUCCAGUGUAUCGACCAAGGCAAACUCACUCUCGACGAGCCCAUCUCCCGAAUCCUGCCAGAAGUCGCCGAGUUAAAGGUCCUUGACGAAAUCACAGACUCCCUCGAGGUGCACGAGCACGCCCCCAAAGCCCCCAUCACAGCCCGACACCUCUUGACACACACUUCUGGAAUGGGCUACUGGUUCCUCAACCCCUCGCUCAUGAAGUGGCGAAAACGACCAGACUUCAAACCCUCCAACUUCGUCACCGAACGCUACGCCACGCCUUUGCUCUACGAACCCGGUGAAGGGUGGAUGUACGGCUCCAGCCUUGACUGGGCGGGCAUCGCCGUCCGUCGUCUCCACAACACCACCCUCGAAGACUACAUGAUCGAACACAUCUGGAAACCCCUCGGCCGACAAGCCCCCUUCCCGACGUUCAGAAUCUCGAAGAAACCAGAGUACGAAGCGAGGCUGAUGCAAGGACUUGAACGCACGCCAGAGGGCGGGUUGAAAGAAACAUCCUUCAUCUUCGGAAAUAACGCCGAGGACGAAGAAGGCGGAAAAGACCUCGCGUGUACCAUGGGUGAUUACCUCGCCGUGCUGCAGGACCUCAUCUCCGAUACGCCGAAACUCCUCUCCCCCUCCACUAUCUCUCUCAUGUUCACGCCUCAACUCCCUCCUUCCUCGCCCCAGACGGAUAUGCUCUUGCAAUGGAAACCCGCCUGGGCGAUCUGCACCGGUCCCGUUGCGGAUGAAGACGUCAAUCACGGACUUGGGGGGACGUUAACCUUAGGUCCUGCAGAGGCCAUCGGCCAGCCGAAGAAUGUGCUGUGUUGGGGCGGAGCGUCGAAUGUGAUCUGGUGGAUUUGCAAAGACGAGGGUGUAGCAGGUUUCUUCGCGACGCAGAUGACUCCCUUCGCGGAUAAGAAGAUUCUGGAGUUGACGACGGCUUGGAGGAGGGAGUUUUGGGAGGAAAGGAGAAGAAGUGUUGAUAUGUCUUGA